AUGUCCUCACCACCAACUCCAGCACUUGAUUCGGAGCAUGACUCCCCCGGCGACUCGAGCUUCAAUACCCCCAUCUCUUCUCCUUCGGGUCACCACACUCCUGCAGCCGGAUACCGCGCUGCCGCAGGUACGCUCUCCAACGUCUUUGCCUCUCUUUGGGGCACCUACAACCAACAAGCUCAAGCGCAAGAGCAACAGCAGCGCCAAAGUGGUCCUUCUCGACUUCAACCUCCUUCUUCCUCCGCCAACACGCCGGCGGACUCACCCAACCCUUCUGUUCCGGCUGGAUGGGUCAACUUGCUCAGCUGGGGACCUGCAGCAGGUCGGCAGAAGACCACUACCCUACCAAAGUCGUCUGCAUCGCCAUCGCGUGCUACUGCAGCCAAGUCGGGCAGAGCUAGAGGUGCGAUCCCUUUCAAUAUAUCCGCUCCCAUUGAGGCCGAGAGUGGUGAGAAGGCCGAGGAGCGACUCCAGAGGCGGGGCGAAACAUCGCGAGGUGCACGCCUAUCACCGGCCAGCUCUCCGCCUCGCAGACCUCUAGCUGGUAUCUUUGAGGACAUCGCACCAGCCUCUCCACCUCCUCAAACGCCCGCACCGCCACGUUCACCUGCAUCGCCGCGCAGCCAGUUCCGCCAUCUUCCACCACCGGCCUCCCCUUCACUUGGAGAUGAGUCUCCCAGGGGAGCGUAUGCCACUCUGUCGCGACUCCAAUCCAAGCCUUCCAGCAACAAACUUCCUUCAGGCUCCGGCUUCCUCUGGCCCUCCUCCAGCAGCACCACACCCACCAGUGCCACAGGCGGAGACCAGCCCGCGUCACCCAUCUCGCACCCCCGACCAGCCGCUAAUUGGAGCGAAGCCCUGGCACGCACCGAAAAGCUCGACUGCUACGUUCGGCGCAUCGUCUUUCAAGCAGGGCUCGACUACGAAACGCGUCCUAUGGUCGUUUUUGCCUCUUGCUGCCUCCCUGAUUCCAAGGAGGUGGACUACGACGCGUUGCUGGAUAGGAUCAUGGACACGAUGGAUCUGUUCGUAGAAAACGACUACACAGUCAUCUACUUUGCGGCUGGUGGACAUCAUCGACCCGGCUGGAAUUGGAUCUGGCGUGCCUAUCGUCGUCUUGAUCGAAGGUUCAGGAAGAAUUUGAAGAAGUUGUACAUUGUACAUCCCACCUUCUUCACCAGAUCGUUGCUGCAGUUCCUUAAUACGGGGGCCUACUUGGUCUCGCCCAAGUUCAGUAAGAAGGUGGUACAGCUGUAUACGCUGAGUGCCCUGGCGGGAUAUGUGCCAUUGACGCAAAUCGAUAUUCCGCCAGAGGUGUUGCAGUGGAACUUGCGGUAUGAGAAGCAUGUCAAUCUGCCACAGAAGGCGUUGGAUGCAAAAACAGGUGGGAAUCAAGGUGGAGCGGGGGAAAAAGUGUUCGGUGUGGAUCUAGUCGAGCUUAUGGGAGAGUACGGCGAGAGUGGUGGAGUUCCCAGAGUGGCUCGAGACUGCGUAGAAGCAAUCCUCGGCGACUUCGAUGGGAUUCAACCAGCAGAGGUAGAAGGUAUCUUCAGAAGGUCUCCCUCAUCUGCACUGCUCAAAACGGCUCAGGAGAGCUACGAUCGAGGACAUCCUGUAAGCUUGGAACAGUAUAGGGAUCCGCAUAUCCCUGCAGUGCUUCUCAAAGUCUUGCUUCGGUCGUUACCGCGUCCGAUCUUCCCAGCUAGCAUGUAUGGAUUGAUUCGAGCAUGUCCUCCACCUCCCCUCCCCGGCACGGGCAACAGCAGCGAAGCAGUGCAAGCACAAGCGCAGGAGACGAUCCACUUUCUCCGCACGCGUCUGCUCCCCGCCAUUGAGCCCCCCUGCGCCGGUAUCUUGCUAUCCUACGUCCUCGAGAUGCUGCAUAAAGUAGCACAGCAUAAGGAGAGUAACAAGAUGGAUGCUGCCAACCUUGCUACCGUCAUUGCACCUAACCUAGUGUCGAGCGGGAAUGCGAUCAAGGAUGUUAUGAUUUGUCGGGUUGAAGGCAUUUCUUCUAUGUCUUCACCUGCUUCGGCGCAGGGUCAGGGUCAAGGGAGAAGUCCGUCGAUGCGCAAAGCCUCCAUCUCUUCAACUGCGCAAGGUACCGCCACCACUCUCGGCUCCAUCCUCCGGUUCUGUAUCGAACGAUACUACGAAAUAUUCGACGAUAUCUCCUUCAGUCCCCAGAUCAACUCGGUAGAAGAGCUAGUUGAUGAUCUUAGCCGCAAAGAUCUCGAGGAAGGAGGAAGUAGGUCUCCUUCGACAUCAAGCAAACGUCUUGCCAGCCUCUAUGGCACACCCGCAUCCGCGUCUGGUCUCGGUUUCGCCGCCCACCCCCACCCCCACCAUCAGUGUGGGGAAUCCACCAACUCCAGUCCCUCCCAAUCACCCUCCCCCUUCACUCACAACGGCGGGUGGGGUGUUGGGGAGGAAGAAGAAGAUCGACGUUCAGGCCUAACCGGUGGGAAAAGCGUUGCAAGUAGGGAAGGCUAUCGAACACCAGCAGGAUUCCAACGAACGGUAGGAAGAAAUUCAUCAGGAAGUUUAAGAUUAACCAAAGGAAGGCUAGGGGGAAGUAAUAGUAAUUUAAGAGGUAGUUUGACAAACGGCAGUGGGUUUAGGAUGUCUAAUCUCGCCCCGCACCCCAACUCUACGGAUGGUGAGGGGACCAAUGAGGCAGAGGUGGAAGGGCUGACUUCGCAAUUGAGUGGAGUGUUGUUGACUGGAGCUAAUGCUACUGCUACUUUUGCGAGUCCUUGUGCAGCAACGGUGGCGGGGGAUGGGCGAGGCGAGGAGAUGGAUUCACCCUCAUCGCCCAUCCUGACACUACAACAGCAACUUGCACCUUCGAUUGGAUCUCCGAAUGCGUUUCAGAGCACUCCUCCCACAGCACCGCAAGCAACAGUGGCUCCAACACGACGCAAGUCUGUCGGAAGAGAGCUCUCCGAAGUGGCAGAAGCUGAAACUGAAGAAGCUACCUCUUGA
Molecule: messenger RNA, 2985 nt
Organism: Ustilago hordei
Lineage: Eukaryota; Fungi; Basidiomycota; Ustilaginomycetes; Ustilaginales; Ustilaginaceae
Exons: 1
Coding region: 1-2985 (994 amino acids)
Biological process (GO): small GTPase-mediated signal transduction
Cellular component (GO): cytoplasm
Molecular function (GO): GTPase activator activity
Source: RefSeq, a predicted model, not a curated record